Molecule: messenger RNA, 14704 nt
Organism: Trichobilharzia regenti
Lineage: Eukaryota; Metazoa; Platyhelminthes; Trematoda; Strigeidida; Schistosomatidae
Source: the annotation of a GenBank genome assembly
GCGGGUGUAGAUGGUGGUGUGAUUGGAGUGGAUUCUACGCGUGACUCGGAGUUGUUGUCUGAGAUUCCUGAGAGACGAGGUGGAGACAGUGGUUGGGACUCUGACAUACAGUCAUCUCUGUGUGAUAUAUCUGGUGAUUUUUCGGUUUUCCUUUCUGAUUAUACUUCUCUUCCUGUUGAGGUUCGUGCUCCCCUUUCUGUUGGCGUCAUUAUUUCUUCUUCUGAACGCUUGUGUUCAUGCGUUCCUUUGGUUGCUUCAUCGGGCACCUCUUCGGACACUUCUGUUUUUGCAGCUUCGCCGCCAACGGGAUCAGAGACAACUAAACGACUUAUUUCUCAACUACUUGCUGCACUUGACAAAGAAGCUGUGUGGAUAACAGAUUUCGAAUCGCAAAUUCUAAAAAUGGGACAUUUAAGCCUGGAUGAUAAUCUGAAUCGUCAUCUUCUGGAUGAUCACCAAGAGAUCUUAGAUAAAAUUCGUAUUCGUCAGUCUACAAGUAGAUCUAUACUAUUUCAAGCUGAACAAGCUGUUGAAGCACUACGUAAUGGAAAUCAAUCUGAAUUUAUUUGGAAACCAUUACAGUCUAAAUGUCAGGAGUUAAGAACAAGAUUAGAAGAUCUGCAAACUGAAGCAGAAAGUCGUGUACGUAUUCUACUCAAUAGUUUAGAUUCAUUAGAACACCUUACUUAUAAACUUCAAAGUCUUCGAAGUCUGUUAGAAAAUUUAGAGUCUGUACUAGUUCUCAGUGCAUCCAAUACAACAAUGAAAGGUGAAGAGAAUCAACUUGCAAACAAGCUGAAAGCUCUUAAUCAUCCAGACGAAAUAACGCCACUUAUUUUACGCUUAAAAGCUGCACUAACUGAAUCGAAUUCAGCUCACAAUAAUAUUAUCAGCACAUUACCUAGUGUAGUGCAGAAAUUUAUGGCAACUGUUUAUCGCUAUUCUGACAGUAAGAAAGCAUAUAACAACAAAUUGAAUCAUUUUACUGGCUUGAAGGGUAAACAGUAUGAAGAAGAAAUGGAAAGAAAUGAUAGGGAGUUAGAAGAUCGGAUACAGAAUACAGUUAAAGAAGCCAACAAUCGUCUUGUACAAUUACUCAGUCGUUUAGAGACACAAUCAACACACCUUAAUGAAGUUGAUGCAAUCAACAAUCACUAUCAAAAGCAAUUAUCUGAAUCAACGAGUCAAUUAGAUAAAAUUAAAUUACAAUUGAGUAAUAUUCAGAAAAGUGUUCUGCGACCUGAAGAAUUAAACACUUUAUCUUCUAAUAAGAUUAAACAAAUUAGUCAAGAACAACUGAAUAAAUUAUAUACACUACAAGGGGAUUUAAGUAAAAUUGAAAAUGAUUUAAAGACUUUGGAAAGUGUAGAUUUGCAUUCACUUAAAGAUAAGUUAACAGAAGCUAAUCUAAUCUCAAAUAAUUUAAUCAGUGUAAUUACUGAACCAUUAUCAAACUCACUGAUUUAUCAAAAACAAUUAAGUGAUCAAUGUGAACAGUUAGAAAAACAAUUUAUGAAGUAUAUUUUGACAAAUCAAACUGUUCAGGAAUGUUUGAAUGAAUUCAUGAAUCACACUGAUCGAAUUGGAGAUGACUUAUCACGUGACAGUGUCGGCGACAAGAGUAUAAUAAAGACGGAUGGACUUCCUUCAGAUUUAACUAAAUUACAUGAAACUUUAGCACACAUCAACACUAUGCAAUCUGCUUCACAGUCAAUAAGAGAUCGUUUAAAUCAAACAGUUGAAGAAGUCAAGUUAACUGAUCCUAGCAAACUUCGAGCAGUUCAAUCUGAAUUAAAACAAACUGACGUUUUGGAUAAUCGGCUUGAAACACUGAAGGAUGAUGUGAUUUCCCGUAUUUCACAAUUAAGUUCACUGAGGAAUGAGUUUGCUCAAUAUGAGAAUGAUAUAAAUGAAUUCCAUACAUGGCUAGAUCAAAUUGGUAAUCAGUUGAAUAGUCAAGCAACGGCUCACUUACCAGAAAAUUAUUUAAAACAUAAACUACAAAUGAUAAAAAUGCAAAUACCGAAUCGUCAGCUCCAUCUAGACAGCUUGCAGCAAUCAGUUGAAGCACUAGUAACUAGACUACCUGAAAGCGAUGGUGACGUAAAGUUGAUCAAAGAAAAUAUGUGCAACUUAAAUAAGCGUUGGUCACAGUUACUUGGUCUGCUAGACACACGUGAAGAUGAUUUGAAGGCGAGAGAAUCACUCAGUGACUCCUACAUACAAGCACGUAACCAAGUUCAAGAAAUGUUAUUAACUGCAGAUGGACGUUUAACCACAUUAUCAUCACCGAUUACAUUGAAUAUGAACACACUUAAUCAACAGCUUGAACGACUGAAUUCAGUACAUUCAUUUUGGGAGACAAUAAAAACACACUUAACGGAAGCGGAUCAAUUAGGAUCUGCUUAUGACACUUUAUUGCACACAUCAAGUGGAGUGGAGAAACAUUUUGGACGUGGUGCAACUUCACAUGAUCCUUAUGUACCUCCAGCGUCACGUGUAUCUACUUUCAUGGCUUAUAAAGAGAAUAAACUGAUGAAUAUAUUAAGUCCGAUGGCUAGCAGUGGAUCAAGUGGUAUCUCCAGUGCUGAUCCUAUGUGUAAUCUAUAUGAAAUUAAUGAAGUCAAUCGUGAGUUAGAUGAGCUACAUGAACGUUAUGAUCAAUUGGGAAAUUGUUUAAAUGAACGGAGGAAUGAAUUUAAAUCCAUUAUAAACAGUUUGAAUAAUUUCGAAGAGAAACGUUCAGAAUUAUUAAACUGGCUCAAUGAUCAUGUAAAAACAGUGAACAGUGUGAAUAAAGACCUGUCUUCUUUACAAUCUGUAGAUCGAGCUAUAAAUGAUUUGAAAAAGUACCGCGCUCAAUUCAAUGAACAACUGCCUAAACUCGACAGUGUACGCCAGAGUUUUUCACAUGUUUUGCAUAAUCGUGACCAUCUACCAGGUGCUGUAGAAUUAAGAAAUUCAAUGCAUUCACUUGAACAACAAUGGAAUGAAGCCGCUAAACAAAAUGACAAAUUACAACAAGAAUUGAAUAAAGUGAAACAGGAUUUAGAUGAAUUUGACAAAUUAAAUACUGAUUUAACACAGAAACUACGAAAAAAGGUUAAUCAAGUCCACGGUGUACAUGAAAAGUGUUUAACAGAUUCUACAAUGGGGAGUGAAAGUCACUUGGAAAAAAUACAAGAAUGUCGACAAGAAUUGGAUGCUAUUGUCCCGGAAUUAAAUAAAUUUAAUCGUUUAGUACAAAGUUUAGAAAAUUCCCUGCCUGAAUCUUUAAUAAAUCAGCUAGGCAUAAACAAUACAAAUGAACGUGUUCGUAGCGAAUUCAAUCAAGUAGUUGGAGAGUUGUCAAAAUGGGAAAAUGAAGCUAAGACAACAAUUGAUCCCAGCAAUCAGUAUGCACAAUUGGUUCAAAAAUUAGCCUCACAAAUGGAAAUCAUCAAGAGAGAUGUUGAAGACCUUGAAAUAGAACCUGACAAGAAAACAGUUGAUAUGAAUGAGACAAAUAAGAAGAUAGAAGAAAUGAAACCAGUUUUGGAACAAGCUCAGCAGUUGUGCAAAGAGUUGUGUGAACAUUCUGCGAAUCCAAGUGACCAGUACAAUAUGAAGACUAAGCUUUUGGAUCUUCAAAAUACAUAUGAGCACCUAGUUUAUGAGUGUCAUAAACGUGAAGGUGAACAGAUACACGGUCCUACAACACCACCAGCAACAUCUGAAAGUGAUCGAUCAAAUCAGCUAGAAAAUUUGAAUCAGUGGUUGUCACUUAAAAAUACACAACUACAAGAUAUAUCUCAUGAUGUACUAGAUUCUGGAGGAUCGCGCAUACAAAUACCGGAAAGAAAACAGAUUGAAUCUGAAUUACAAAACCUAGAAUCAAUGUCAGAAGAAUUAAAGAUAAAACAAAGGGAACUGAAGGAUUUACAAGAUAGUGUUCAAUUGGACGAGUCGCUUACACCAACUCAUAUUAAAUCUAUAGAUUCAUGCAUGAAUCAAAUGAAUUUACUACAAAAGGCUUUAACUGAACAACAGAAACAACUAAAGUCAAGAAUAAGUGAAGCCUUUCUGUUAUCUGAACAGUUAGAGCAAUUAGAAACAUGGAUAAACACUGAAGCGAUUCAAAUUCUAAACGAACCCUUCGCAACAGACGGAAACUAUUUAGAAGAGAAACCACAUCCAUGCCAAAUACAACAAGAAAAAUUACAAAAUCUUUUACAACUAAUUCGUGUUAAACAAAAUGAAUUGAACUCGUCAACUGAAAAAUUGAAUAACAUUCAAAAAUCAAAAGAUAGUGAAUCAGCACUCGACGAGAGUCAACAAAAGAAGUUGCUUAAUACCGCAAAUCUUCUACAGAUUAAGUUGGACAAACUUCAAAGUGACGUUAAUAAAAAACUAUCUCAAAUCGAUAAGAUUCAGAAGGCUUAUUCUGUUGCCCAAAAUGAAAUCGACACUUAUAAACAGUCGUGUGAUGAUCUUGAAACUCGAUGGUUAAAUCUACAACAAGUCUUAUCCAGUAUGGAAGCAAAAGACUUAUUAAAAGCAGCAUCAUCUAUAUCUCCACCAUCUUCCCCAACUCUUACGAGACCAUCUAAUCAGUUAAAACAAAUACGCAGUCAAAUGAUUGAACUACAAGCUGAAUUAUUAGAACUGACUAACUAUACGGCUUCUAAUCAAAAUUCAAAUGUAACUUUAACGCAUGAAUUAAAUCAGUUGGAAUCGUUACUUCAAUCAGUUGGUGAUCGAAAACCACAACAAUCAAUUAGUAAGCUUCUAGACGAUCUUCAAUUAACAACGAAAAGACUGGAAACCAUUGGACAAGCCUUGGAAAUGAAUUUUGAAAUGUUUCAUGUCAAGGAUAUGGAUCAGUUCUCGAUUCAUUUUAUUAAAAAAUUGAACUUCAUAUUUGCUGAGUUACAAAAUAUUCAAUCGAAUGUAAAUGAAAAUGAGAAGAUAGCUAAUUUAAAUUCAGAGACAACAAAACAACGAAUAGGAUAUUUUGAAGAAUUAUUAAAACAGCUUAGCGAUUGUAAAUUAAAUCUAAAUGAUGCUCGUAUUGAAUUAACUGGUAAAAUGACAUCAUUACCCGAUGAAAAGAAGCUAAGCCCAAUCUAUGCAAACUUCUCAACUACUCUAAAUCAGUAUAAUCUUCAGUGUAAUAAUGUGGAGAAACAAAUCAAUCAGCUAAUCGCUGCACUGAAUAGUCGAGUUAAACAAACUGAACAAUUGGCAACACUUCGUCAAAAUGUCAGUAGCUCAUUGAAAAAAGUUAGAGAAUCUCGUCAACAAUAUCCAGACAAAAAAUUCAGUCAAACAGAACUAGAUGAACUGAAUGCUGAUGUCCAAUCAUUGAAACAGUUGAGUGAAGAACUUUGUAAACCAGGAGAUAAAUCAUUGGACAGUCAGAUCAGUUCACAUCAAUUGGAGUAUGAAAUCAAAUCAAUAGAGAAUAUAAUUCGUGAUGAAUUGGCCAGUCCAUCGUCUGUUGUAGCGCCUGAUAAACAAGCUGAAAGGCUUAUAUCACAUUUACGUGAUACUCUCAUUGAGGUUCAACAUGAUCUUCACAUACUCUCUAGCCAUUCAAAAUCAGAUCUGUUUUCAGUAGAUCAAGAUGUGCUUACCUCACUACUCGAUGGUUAUUACACACUGAAUAGUCGUAUACUAGCCAGAAAUGAUAGUUUUGAACAACUAGAUAAAUUAAUUCAAUCUGUUAAUAAUGUGUCACGUCAGAAUAUAUUGAAUUCUGAAAAAGACCUGCUGAAAACUGAUUAUGAUUCUGUGCAUAAAGAGAUACAGUUCAAUUUGAAUAAGUUUCGGUUGGCUAAUGAAAGUGAGAAAUUAUUUAAUCAACGAAUGCAUGAAAUAUCAAAGUGGAUAAAACAGAAACAAGAUUAUCUAACUACGCCUUCAACAAUACAAGUGACCAAAACAACGCCUGGAAAUACAACAAUCCUAUCGGAUCUUGGUCAAGAACUAAAGAAAUUGAAAAAUUUAUCAGAGGAAAUUGAAAAUUAUCAGAAAAAUAUUGACGAAAUAAAAUUAAGCGGUGAACAGUUAUGCAAAUCAGGAGGACUUCUUGUAAAUGAAGAUUCUAUUCAAAAUCGACUAAUCAAUUUAAGUGACAUCUAUGAAGAAUUGAAAUCAGAUACUAAACGAAAACUGAUUCUUCUAGAAUCAGCUCUACCAGUAGCCCAGUGUCUCACAUCUUCUGUAAACACGCUUAGCUUACGUAUGGCAACAGCAGAAUCACGCUUAGAUGCACUACUUGAAAGUGAUGCCAAAGAAAUUUAUUCUGACCAGAUGCAGAAAUCAUUAAUAGAUCAAUUGGAAUUCGAAAUGGUCAACGCUUUAGAACCACAAUAUCAACAAGUUCAUGACUAUUGGGAUCAAUUAAAACAAAUUUGUAAGCCUAUUGAUUUAUUUACUAGCUCAUCAUCGUUGACAACAUGUCUACCUAGUCAUUCUGAUGAAAAACUUGGACAUGUGGAACAGAUUGACAAUGAACUAAAACGAUACGAGGAAUUCAACAGAAAGCUGACAGAUUUAGCCAGAAUGGUUGGUAGUAAUCGACAAAAAGCAAUACAAUUAAUGGAUAAAUUAGAACCGAAAUCUGAAUGGUUAGAUUUAGCACUGAGACGUUGGGAUCCAAAAAUAUCUGACACACCUUCAUUAGAUUGGGAUGCCUAUUUAGAUGAAAGUAGCUUUAUGAUUGAUGAACCACCAGAACAAAUGCCAACAUUGAAUUCCCUUGGUACAGAGUACCCUUAUCUAGCUGUUUUAUCAUAUCAACCUGAUAUGCUUGAUAAACUUCAUGAAAGAAUGGAACAGUUUCAGGAAAAUUGGAAAAAACGUCAAGUUGAAAUAAAUAAACUCUGUGAUGAAAUCUAUGAUGUUAUGCAGUUGUCAACAAAUUCCACGAGUUAUGCGCUAAUUACAAGUGGUACAGCUGUCACUUCACAGAAUCUCUCACCAUCUCAUAAAUCAAGCAAAUCUUUUGUACCAUUUACAACAGAUAAAUUCUAUCAUGAAUUAGGCGAUCUUGUAUCAAGUGUUUCAAAGCAAAUUAUCUCACUUGAUAACCGUCUUAGUCAAGCGGAAAUCAGAUUUGCUGAAGUUUAUCCGUUGGCUAAAUGCUUUACAAAAGAUGUCAAUGAAUUUCAACAGUGGUUUCAACAAAUUGUCUCGAAAUAUGAAGAUGUCAGUAACUUACCUCAUUCUGACGAUGAUGAUCAUGACUUUGGCGGUAAUCGAAAAAGACUUGAAAGUAUUAAGAGUCUGGAUGAAGAAGUCAACCGUCAAAAAUCUGUACUAGAUAGAAUUAUACGAACAAGUGGACCUUUGUUAUCCCUAAUCGCUCCAAAUGAAGCUAAUGCCGUCCACUCACAGAUUAAACAGAUCUGUGACUCCUACACCAAUUUACGUAAAUUAAUUAAAAGUCGAGUGAUCAACGCAGAAACCGGUUUGAAACAAUCAGAUGAAUUUGUCGAACAGUUGCAUUCAAUGACAGACCUAUUUGCUGCUAUUUCUGAACAAGCUGUUCGUUUAGGUGUACCAUUAGAAAUAACUGGUACCACUGUUAAACCAUCUAUAUCGUCACAUCAUCAAGCUCAAAUACCAGAACAGUUACUAGACCAACAUCAGGCGUUAGAUAUGCUGGGUAGAAUACAUUCAAUGACAAGUGUUCAACCAGAUCAUUUAGAGGAACAUAUAAGUGGAACUUCAGCUUUAAUGGAAGCAUUGGAAUCUCGUCUGCCUGAAUUAGAGGCUCUUACUGUAAGUAUUAGAGCCCAACUAGAAACAAAACCCACUGUCAAGGAAUCAACUAAAAAGCGUGAAUCAGGAACAGUAGAACUGAUUGAGUCAGUUGACUUAGAAGCAGACCAAUUAUUUGCUUUACAGCAUUCCAUCUUGAAGAAUGCAGAAAAACUACAAACUGAUUGGAUACACCUUCAGAAUAAACUAACUGCACGUGUCAACACAUUACAAUCAGCCUACAGAACAUCAUCUGAACAAUUUUGGCCAGUUAUAAGUGAUCUAAGAAAUAAAUUAGAUAAAAUUAAAGAAGCAUUAAACAUUAUUGCAACUGGUUGUAGUAGAAAUGAUCCGUGUACUCGACGCGACCCACUUGAUCCUAAAAGUUAUAAAGAACAAUAUCAAGAGUUAGAUGAUUUAAGAGAAGAAUUGGAUGAUGUCAAUCAACACUUGAACAAAUCAUAUGAAGCUGGACAACGCUUAAUUCGUCUAAUUAACGGUCAAUCCGAUGAUAAGCCAACCAAAGUAACUGAUAGUUUUAUUUUAAGACGAGAUGAAGAACAAGCUAUACGCAAUGAAGUUGAUUAUGCCCUGCAUGGUUUAAAAGUACAACAAGAACAUCUUGUUAAUAAGUGUAAACAUUUGACUAAAGAAUUAAAUGAACGUGAGUUGUGCGCUUCACAAUUUAAGUCUGAUUUAGAAAAUUUAUUAAAAUGGUUGUCAGAACAAGAGAAUAUCUGGGAUAAUUUCGCGCCUAUAUCAAAUAAUGUUGAGACUGUUACUAAACAACUGAAUGAAAUUGUUCAGUGGAACGACAAUUUAAUGAACAAACACGCUGAGGUAGAAGCGUUAAAUUGGUCAGCUGGAAAGCUUAUGUCUAAUGCAGAUAAUGAAUGUUUUACUUUGGAUGACACAAGUGAUGAUGGAUCAUUCCCAGUUCAACAGAAUUCAUCCUUGCAGUCUGAUUUGACUGCAGCUAACCGACGAUGGGAUAACCUACUAGAUUCGGGAAACAGUAGACGUCAUCGUCUACAGACUGUUCUUCUUGGUCUAGGUGAAUUCGAAAGUGCCAUAGAUGGAUUAGUCAAGUGGAUUCAACAAAUGCAAACAACUGUUGAUCAGAUACCUGUACGUCGUGGAAAUAUUAGGGGAUUGGAGGCUGAUUUAGCACGAAUCAAAGUCAUUCAUCAUAAUAUUAACAGUCAUCAAUUGUCUGUUGUAAGAAUACAAGAACAAGCAAGAAAACUGGAAUACAAUGAACACAAGAAGAAAGAUAAAUCGCCUGCAAAUGAUGAUAUGAACAAAGAUGAUAAGACAAAACAACAAAUUUCAGAAGCCAAAACAUUAGACCUACGAAAUAAAAUUAUUCAAAUGAAUAAAGCAUGGGAAUAUUUGAAAUUAAGUGUACGCAAUAAACAAGCUGCUCUGGAAGAAGCCUUAAGUGAGACUUUUAACUUCCACGGUCAACUGGACAAACUCAUACGCCGUACCCGCCAGCUAAAAAACCGGAUGCCACUACCAGGUGCACGUAUUAUGGGUGGUUUGCCUGACAGUGCACGCGAUCAGCUACGCCGCUUCAUGGAAGUUUAUGAUGAACUUAUUGAAGUUGGUACAGAGCUGGAUGAACUGCGUCGAAACUCAGCUGCUCUAUUAGUCAAUCAGUCUACUUUAGAGUCAACUGAUCAUUUAAUUGCAAAUCUAAAUCGCUUCUCUGAUCAUCAUGCCCAACUGGUACAACAAGCUCAGAGUAUUCGUGAGAAGAUGGAAUUAGGUUUGAGACAGGUAGAAGAAUUUCAUGAUCAUCUGUCUCAAAUGAUGCAAUGGUUAACACAAAUGGAGCGUGCUAUUAUACAACAGAAACCAGUCAGUCGAAUUGUAGCGCGUCUAUUCCAACUGAUUCGUGAUCAUACGGAACUACGUAAAGAGAUCACUGGACACCGGGAUGCCUUAAUUAAUUUAGACCGUUUAGGGAGUCAAAUUCAGUGUCAAGCACAAAAGCAAGAUGUUAUCUUAGUGAAAAACCUUUUGUCUAGCAUUCACACAAGAUGGGAGCAAUUAGUUUCACGUAGUGCAGAACGGACACGUCAACUAAACACCGGUCUUAAGGAAGCAACUAAUUUCCUUGAUAAUUGGACAACAUUAACUGACUGGUUAAAAGAACAGUUAGCUGCAUUAGAAGAAGACGGUGAUCGUGUGGCUACAAGACCAGAGAAGGUGGCUUACCAAUUAGCAUUACAUCGUGAAUUACAGCGACAGUUGAGUACACGUACUGUAACCUAUGAUGCAGUACGUCGCUAUGCUAGACAGCUACGCGAUAGAGCCCCAGUAUGUGAUCAUGAUGAAUUAGAUGACAUGGUCAGUGAACUGAAACACUUGUGGCAAGCAGUGUGUGCAAAAGCAUUAACCAGACAACGUGUUUUGGAACAAGCUCUUCUAGCGGCUGGUUUGUAUAAAGAGGCACUGGAAGCUUUACUUGAUUGGUUAGGAAAAAUUGAACCCCAAUUAGCCGAACAACAGACUGGAAUUUAUGGUGAUGUAGAUACUGUAGAGCAACUAUUAGAAUCUCAUCAUCGCUUCAAAGCUGAAUUGGAACAACGUGCUACAUCAGUGAAGUUAAUACGUCAAGCUGCCAAUGAUCUAAUGACUAAGGCUGCAUCAUCCAAUACAGAUUCUGGGAUUUCUUCAUCAACUGGAAAUCAAGCUGAUGUUAUUGCUAUGCAAUCGCAAUUAAAUCACUUAACUAAAAUAUGGGAUCGUGUUCAGAAUUUAUCUCAACGUCGAAGUGAACGACUAGAUCAAGCUUUGAAAAUGGCUGAACAAUUUCAGGAUACUUGUCGAAGUCUAAUGGAUUAUUUUGCGGGUGCAGAACGUGUUAUUCAUCGUUUAGCUGCUUUGCCUACCUUCGAUGACGAUGAAGAUCUGGAAGGUGAAACUGUUGCAACUAAUGCUGAUGGUCCACCGAUUAAUCUAACCAAUGCAAUUACCGCUCAUCAGCAAACACAUGCAAAUUUAAUGAAUCAGGCUGACCGUGUUGAAGCUGCUUUACAGUUGGGCAAUAAACUUCUAUCUCAGGCUCAUCCAGCAGCUAUGAAACGUUUACGUCAGUGGGUGAAUACUAUUCGUACGCGUUGGGAAGAGUUAACAUCUUGGUCAGAACAACGUGGAGAACGUUUACAACAAGCACUAGAAGAACAGCAUAAAAGAAAGAUUCAGUGUGACGAACUUGUGAAAUGGAUUAACUCGAAAAUUAAUGGACUGAAAAAUAUUUCAGUCUCACUGCCAGUAUCUUUAGCAUCUUCUUCAACAAAUCUACAUUCAGCAAAAAGUAAACUUGACUCUGAGGAGUCUAAUCACAGUGGACAAUCUCUGGAUAACAAAGACUUAUUCUCUGCUACACAAGAACGAAUUGCCUUAUCUUCUGCAGCCUCUUUAAUACCUGUGCCUACUGGUAGUGUUAAAACUUUAAAACAGUCUGAAAAUGUAGCAGACUCAACGUUGAUUAUCAAUGAAAUUACUGAACCUUCAAUUGUUGAACAUUUACUCCGUUUACAUGGUCAAUUAGAAGAGGAAAUCAAACAAAAGCAGCCAAUUUAUGAAGAUAUAAUCAAGCAUGCAAAACGACGUACUCCAGUCAAGUCAACAAAUACAUCUAAUACUCGUCGAGGUCGUAUGUCUAUGAGAUCUGGAGGAACACGGUUGAAUCGUACACCUAGUUCAACAAAUCAACAACAGCAUAGUCCAAUUGUAUCUAUUUUUACUUCAUCAAAUAUUAAUCAGUUAUAUUCAAGUUGGAGAGAACUAUGGUUAGCUAUGUUAGCGCGCAAAUCUCAUCUGAAUGAACGUCUUGCCUAUUUAAAUGAAAUGGAAAAAAUGAAAGAUUUUCAAUUUGAAUCAUGGCGUCAACGUUAUGUUUCAUGGUUAAGUGCAAAUAAAGCACGUGUUAUUGACUUGUUUCAUCGUAAAGAUCGUGAUCGUGAUGGUCGACUUACAAGGGCUGAAUUUAUCGAUGGUAUUAUAGAAAUGAAGUUUCAAACCAGUCGUGUUGAAAUGGAAGCAGUUGCAGAUAUAUUCGACGCCAACGGUGAUGGUUAUAUCGAUUAUCGCGAAUGCCUAAAUGCCCUAAGGACCAACUAUAUAAAUCUAGACAGAGCAUCAUCCUCUAAUACAACAGGCGGUAGUUCGUUGAGUUUGAAUCGUUUCGGUCCGUCAGAUGAAGAGACUAUUAAUGAUGAAUUAAGACGUCAAGUGGGUCUUUGUACAUGUCAUAAUACAUAUAAGAUUAGAAAAAUGGCAACAAAUAAGUAUCGGUUUGGAGAUUCACAAAAGUUAUGCCUGGUUCGUAUUCUUCGCAGUGCUGUUAUGGUUCGUGUUGGCGGUGGUUGGGUAGCAUUGGAUGAGUUCUUAGUGAAAAAUGAUCCUUGUCGAGAUGCUUGUGAACGCUUGACUAGUAUAGCUGAUCUGGCUAAAGCAGCUGGUGUUGGUAGAAGUUCCUACUGGCUUCCUCCUCCUUUCCCUCAACACUUCGCUUCUUCUUCUUCUGCAACACGAACAGCAGUAGUGAAUCCAUCUAGUCGUUCUGAUUUAAAUGUUUCUCGUCAUACACGUAAUCAUUCUGCAUUGAGUUCAAAUAGUAGUUGUAGUGGUAGUGGUGCUGGCAUUGAUUCUAGUACAAAUAGUUCUACAAAUAAAAAUCCUACUUUAAAAGGGACACAUUGUAGCUCACGUUCAAAAUCUGUCAGUAAACGUUCACGUUAUGAUUCGCAUAAUUUAUAUCAGUUAACAAUGAAUGGUCCAGGACAAGACAAUGCAUUUUACUUAGUUAUGCCAAGUACAAAACCAAACCCAACAAAUCAUAGUAACUGUAGUAAUAGUUCAAAUACGCUUAAAAGCAAACAGCGAUUAUCUAUGCGGAAAUAAUUUGUCAGCCUAUGUGAUCUUUCUGAAUGUGUACACCAUGCACAUACUUUCUGUGAUAUUCACCAAAUAAUUUCAUCCUUUUCUACAGAAUUAAUCGUCUACUCACUUUCUUAAAAAAUUUACAAUUAGCAUUUCAUACACACUACAAAAAUGAUCUUCCUCAACUUCUACUCGCCAAUAUUUUAAUUUCUUUGACGAGAUUACACCAAUCCAUCCAUUUUUACACACGCCUGAAGCCUCUUGUCUUUAUUUUUCCACUUCCCAAUGGAAAUCGACCUGUGAUCUAGACGAAGAUUUAAACAGUUCAACUGAUGGUGUAAUACCGUUAACACAAGGAAUAUCAGCAUUUCGUCGCAAAUCUUCGUCUCUAAUUAAUAAACCUUCUCAAAUGUUAUCACACAGUAGUACAGCUAGUUCAUAUGUCUCCUUGCCUGCAUCAAAUAAUGGUUUAAAUCAAACGAAAAGUAACAAUAAUGCUAAUAAUAAGCAUGGUUUUGACCGACAAACAAUGCCGACACGUCCUACAGCUACAUCACUUCCACAAUCAUCUAGAAACAGCAUACAUUUUGAAACAGUCAGUGAUAAAAGUGUAGACGAUAAUUUCCACCGAAGACGUGCAUCAGCGUUCUCUACACCAUCUUCUAGUAAUAUGACAUUAACAUUUUUAAAGGAUUUCAACAAUAAAAGAACUGGUGCUAUCCAAUCUGAUCAACUUCCUCAAAUUAGUAAGACCACUUCAAAGCUUCAACGUGACACAUCUUCACCGAAAAGUGAUGAACCGUUGACUGCUGAUUCGAAUCCAACACUAACAGCUGAUCCUAACUCUUGUGAUAUCGAUAUAAAAACAAAGGAAAACACUGUAACUUCUCGUCCCGGUUUACUUCACCUUGAUUCACGUGCGAAUAGUUCACCAAAAUCUAAAAUUCCUUUACCCCAACGCAAUUCACUAGCUGAUAGUUCAAGUCAUCAUCGAAUGGAUGAGUCAAACAACACUGUCAAUACCACUAUCAACAAUGAUGUUGACGAAAAUGACAAUAAGAAAAAGGAUUUCAAUAGUGAUAAUAAUAAUAAUAAUAAUGACGACGAUGAAUCUAGGUGAAAAACUCCUUCCUCACUUUCUUUGUUCAGUUAAAUGUAAUUUGAAAUUCACUUUGUUGUUAUUUCAUUCUUCUUUUCACUCUUAUUUUAAUUUUGAUAUAUAUAUAUAUAUAUAUAUAUUUUAAAAAGAACACUAUAUAUUUUUUGACCUCUUCCAACGACUGUGAAAGAAAGUUAAUGGUUUCUUUUUCUUUUCUUCAACAGAUAUGACCUAGUUAACAUUGAAUGCACAUAACUUUCAAUCUGUAAUAGUGAUACUGGAUAUAUAGGUGUUUACAUAUCUUAAGGAGACUUAUUACGUCUAGAAGACAGUAGUAACCUCAAUAGAUUUUAUUUGUUUUUUUUCUCUACGAGAGGAUUGAAAGUGGAUGGGUAAAUACGGGAGUGGUGUUUUCUCAACCCCCACCUCUCUCUCUCUUUGUUUACCCUUUAUUAUUAAGUAAAUAAAUUAAUAAAUAAACAUACUUUGACAACUAGUUAAUAAUACACACUUAUUCUUUUCGUAAAUAUGAAUUAUCACAUUUACUAUUAUUAAUUCACUAACCUUUAUUUGUUUAUCUUCAGUACUAUUUUCAUCCUUUCGAAAGCUAGUGUUAUUUUAUCUUCCUUUUCGCAUUCAUCAAUUUAUGUGUUUAUCAUAAUCACUGUGUGCGUUCGCUCAUUUCGUCUGUAUGCGCUUAUCAUACACAUGAUCUCAGCAUACAUACUCUCUCCUGUACUAUUCAUUUUCUAUUGUAAAGAUCCUCUUGUUACUGUUAUUCUUUGUUGCAAGUUCACAAAAUACAAUUUUAUUUAAUUUGUUACCUUACUAUAAAUGGGUAAAUAAGGUCAUUUAUAUGGGUUAGAAACUUGGCCAGGAAGAAUUAGUAACAAGAAACUCUGGGUGAGAACAACCCAACAGGCGAGAGCCGUUCGCUCAACAAAUAUUCAGGAGAAAGUGGAG